This is a messenger RNA of Triplophysa dalaica, 1499 nucleotides long. Its product is annotated as 4-galactosyl-N-acetylglucosaminide 3-alpha-L-fucosyltransferase 9-like. NCBI's taxonomy places the organism in Eukaryota, Metazoa, Chordata, Actinopteri, Cypriniformes, Nemacheilidae. The record is from RefSeq and is a predicted model, not a curated record. Gene Ontology annotation, molecular function: alpha-(1->3)-fucosyltransferase activity. Gene Ontology annotation, cellular component: membrane. The transcript has 3 exons. Bases 361 to 1479 code for a protein of 372 amino acids.
GUCUAACCAGCAUAAAGCCUAUUGUCUCAGACCCCUUGGUGGUGCAACAGGUAUAAAUUCGACACUGUACUACUAGAUUCACGACUGGGUGUACGUCCAGCUAGUGCAGCCGGCCCUGGGACUUGAAAUUCCAUAUAAAACGGCUCCAGACUUUCUGCUCCCCGUCUUUCAGCGAUUCUUCAAUCCGCCGACCGCGGCGACGCAGAGCGAGGAUCAUAGGACAACACCAGCCACAUCCUGAAAGCGACACAUGCUGGCUUUACACGCUACACAGAGCUGGAUACUUCAGUUUCACUCCUCCUUUAGAGCUUUUAAGAGAGAUCCAAAGCCUUCUUCAAAUCGACCUGUUUAAAUCCAAGAAUGUCAAGCACAAGUUCAACUAGAACUCUAUUUGGCCAUCUGACUGGUAUAGUGGCUAUUGCCGGUCUCGUCUCUCUGACUCUCUUGUAUUUCUGGACUUCAUUUCUGACCAACUGUCCACCUCAACUUCCUCAAUUUAAACAACUCUCAGAUGGACAACAUGAAGAGAAGAACAACUCAAUUGCUGAAGAAACAGUGGAGAAACCUGUACUUUUGUUAUGGGUCUGGCCUCAAAAUUACAGAUUUGAUCUGAGCGACUGUAAAACCAUUUACAAUAUUGAUGGCUGUCACCUGACGGACGAUAGAGCUCUCUACAGCAGUUCAGACGCAGUCCUUGUUUUUCACAAGGCUAUUAGUUGGGACCUGUCCACCCUUCCACCAUCUCCUCGUCCCUCGUUCCAAAAGUGGAUCUGGCUUAAUGUAGAAUCGCCAACAAACACGCAGAAAAUUCCAGGGAUUGAAAACCUCUUUAAUCUGACUCUCAGUUAUAGAGAGGACGCUGACAUUCCUGUGCGGUUGAGACUGACAGGCAACAAAACUCCAAAUGAGGAUUUUAAAAUUCCCAAAAAGGACAAACUGGUCUGUUGGAUCGUAAGUAAUAAUGCUGCCCAUACAGGUGUCGGCAGGAGGAACGCUUACUACAAUGAACUUAAAAAGCAUGUCAAUAUACACAUGUUUGGAAGCGCUUAUGCUGGAAGACUAGCUGAAAAAGACUAUUAUCCCACCAUAGCCAGCUGCAAAUUUUAUCUGUCUUUUGAGAAUUCCAUCCACAAGGACUACAUCACAGAAAAGUUCAAUGGACCUCUGUCAGCAGGUACUGUACCUGUGGUGCUGGGACCUCCCAGAAAGAACUAUGAGAGGUUUGCACCGCAUGAUGCCUUCAUUCACGUGGACGACUUCCCAGACGCAAAGUCACUGGCAGAAUAUCUGACGCAGCUGGACAGAGAUGAAGAUGCGUAUCGCAGGUACUUUAACUGGAGGAGACAUUGCUCAGCAAGACCUCAUUUAAUAGUACAGAAUCAAGAGUUUGUUCUGGCCAUUUGCACGGCCUGCGAUCAUGUAGCGAGACACAAGGAAUAUCAAGAAGCUCAUGAUAUCUAUGAAUGGUUUUUUAACUAAAGUAUGCUUUGUGAUGUCAA